CACACGAUACCGCGGCAUGGAGGUUACUAACCACGGGUAUCUCCUGGUGCUGAUAUGUCUGGUACACUACGCCGCCGCACUCAAAUACUAUGGCUGCUUCGAGGUUGACAAACGGAACCGAAUUUUCACAAUGAUCCCUGGGGAUGUUCGUCCUGAAGACGUGACGCCGACCACUUGCGCGACCAAAUGUGGGGUUUGGUUGUAUAAUUACUGCGGACUAGAGUACGGGAAGUUUUGUAGAUGUGGAAAAUAUCCACCCCCAGAAUCGAAGCGAUCCAACUCAUCUUGUGUAACUAAAUGCUUGGGCGAUUCUUCUCAGACGUGUGGAGCGAAAGAUUAUGUGGAGGUAUACACGACAUCUCCUCCAAUCGUGGGCCUCGCUAUGACCGCAUCAGCCGGGACCAGUGAGCCCGUACUGACCUUUACAGAAAUCAUCCUAACGAUUCACACCGAAAGCGCCGGACUGGACACCGCCUUUAGAAUGAACUAUGGCGACGGGGCGGGAAGAACGGAUAAAAACGCUACAGACAUGUUACAGCGAAGUUACGUCACCCCGGGGACUAAACAGAUCACUGUGAUCGCCAACGACUACAACGAAACGUUGGUGGAAAAAGUAGUAGCGAUAACCGUUCAAGUGGAUGCGGCUAUAGCAGGUGUAAAUUUAACUUGUCCAGAUAAUAUGGCGUCGUUCGAAUAUGCAAUGUGCACCUUGGAGGUGAUGCAGGGGUCUUACAUCAAGUUGACGAUAAAUUCGGACGACGCUAGCCCAGAGGUUCUCUCACUCGCAGAUGCUGACACCCGUAUCAUUGGGCCGCCUAUACCGACCGUUGGCCCUGCACUUCAUGGGAAAACCCCAACGAGUCACAUAGUGGCUCCGGCAUCAGAAUUCGAGUAUCCAGGAAAAUUGUACGGGCUGGAGUUUUACGCUGAGACAACGGGAUUGAUCACUUUCAAGGUAUUAUGUCCAUCCUGCUCCGAUUACUGUUUUGCCACCAAUAUGUGCGGAGGCACAUGUCCUGGUACUAAUGACAAUGUGUGUUCUCACUCCGAGCAAUACUGCCUGUCUGCACAUGCGUGCUGGGUAAGCGGCCCGUGUAGCGCCGCAUCACGCUAUGACGGCACCCAGCGUACUGACCUCCAAGUUUUUUACUCCAAAUCUCACACCAUCACGGACAUUGGUCAUCACUAUCUACCUAUCACGGAUGUGGUAGAUGUGACCCCUGGGUGUGUGCUUGGUUUCUCGGGGGCGACCUUGGGCGCUAGACAUACUACUGAAUCAGACAAAGAGGAUGUAAUAACCACCAACGUCGGUGACAAGAAUGCUGCCACUUCAGCGUCACAGAGACAUUUACUGCGAGGCCAUACAACACAAGGAACCAAGCUGGAGUAUUCAGUCAUGUUUUAUACAGCCGGCACGAAAGCUAUGACAUUUACGUUGGAGAAUGAAAGAAUUUCUUCGAUUUCUCCAAUUGUGCUGAAUAGGACUAUCAACUGCGUGGAGGGUGUGAACGUGUCCAUCAUUUCCAUCCCCAGUUACGUGCCUGCGCGAGUGCCGGUGUUGUUAGAGUUAAAGCCCCAUACCGGAUCUUCGUUAACGUACUACUGGGCCAUUGAGAGGGAUGGUAUCACAGCGCAUGUCAACACUACCAAUGAUAACACCGAAAAGUUCAUUUUUGUCAGGGGAACGUAUACAGUGUCUAUCAUAGUAGAGAACAUAAGCAGUCGGAAGGAAAAUACAACGACCAUUAUCGCACAGGAACAGAUCCAAAACCUGUCUCUCACUCAGCCUAAGUGCGUCGUGGAUGAGGAAUGUUGUAUCACUCUUUCUAUGUCGCAGGGGUCGGACUACACUUGUCAAUGGACAGUGAAUGGCGAGUUCUAUCAGGCUUCUGAACUGAAAUCGUUGUCCACCUCAACACAGACUACUUAUGCUGAGACACCGCCAAAUACAUGCUUCAACUAUCUGUUUGAGUUUGAGGAUAUAUCUAGAUAUUCAGUUUCUGUGCAAUGUUCCAACGGUCUCGGCACGGAGUCCGGCUCUACAAGUAUUAUUGCACGAGAACGAAUAAAGGAUGUAAAGUUCGAACAAACGGGAGCACUUGUGGGUCAGUCGUUUUACUUGGCUUUCACUUGGGGAAGUGGAGGCGCCGACAUCAAGUACUCCCUGACGUUCAACAAUACACAGCCAGAGCUCGUCAAGGACACAUUUGCAAAUAGAGCAAGGACUGUGACAAGCUAUCCUGGAGAAUCUGAUACCUCAAAGGUUUACCCUGCUGUACUUACGAUGAGUAACGAUGUGUCUCAGCUCACGCUUUCCUUUAAUUUUGGAAUAGAAAACCUGAUUGUAAAUCCGUCAGUCACUGCCGACUUCACACUUGAUCAAAAUGGUGUUGUCGUAAAGUCCAAGGGUGAUUCCGUCAGUUUUACCGUUACUAUGGAUUCCGGCACUAACCCCAACGUUCAUGUCGACUAUGGCGAUUCCUCAGCUAAUGAAACAAUGACGACAACUCCGACAUGGUCUGGACCUCCAUAUGUAGCGAGUCAUACCUAUACUACACUGGGAGAUUUCACCGUGACGAUAAAGGUCUAUAAUACAUACCACUUGUUUGAAUACACUUACAGAGUGCUUGUCGUCAAAAGGGUGGAAAACUUACAAGUUUUUGUGAAUAAUUCAACGAUUCUUUUUGAACCUCCAGGAAAUGCCGAAUUCACAUUCCAACAGACAGUGUCAGAAGACGCACCGAAUAUGGCAUCGGUAGUUAUUAAUGAUAACAGUGGCUCCCCAACAGAAGAACACCCAUUUACUGUCGGCACCCCGAUACCAUUCUCCUUUUUGAAAAAUGGAGACUUGACUGUGACAUUUAUCAUAACUAACCCUCAAAAUUCGCUCACUCUGACCAAAAGUGUGGAAGUUGUAGAGAAAAUCGGCACUAUUGAUAUAAUACCUCAAGUUGUACCCCAUGCUCCUAUUGGUGAAUCCGUUUCCAUUGAUGUCAAACUAUCACGGGGGGACACCGGAAACGACCUAAAGCUUUCGUUCGAUCCGGGGAAUGGUGCCUUACCAACAGUCCGCAGCAGGACAGGUGUGAGUCCAAACGGAGUGGACACGUUCACAGCUUUGUACCCAGCUGUUGGUACCUACAGGAUCACCGUACAAGCUCAAAGCAGAUUAGAGACGAAGACCCAGACCUACGAUAUCGUAUGUCAAAGCAAGGUCACAGACAACUUCAACUUCGUCACUGACCAUCCAACUAACUUUCCAAGCGGUAACACAGCUAGUAUCAUACUGCAGUUUCAAUAUAACGACGACCCUCCCACUAAUGCGACAUAUACGGUCGACUUCGGAGACGGCACUACCUUCGGUCCAGCCAGUCUCAGCAGUUUGGUGUUACAUAAAGGCAUUCCUGCAGACAUACAAAAGACAUACACGGUUGACGGGGAUUUUUACACAACAAUCACUGUUUCCAAUCUUGUUUCCAGCUUUUCCAGCACAAUCAAUAGCGGAGUGUAUAAGCCUUUCCAGGGCCUUGCUGUGCAAACAAAGUAUAAGCCAAAAAUCCCAUCAUCAGGAAGUGACGCAGAGGGAUUCGGGGCGUCAAAGGACGUGUUUCCGGAAGGACCGAUCAAGUUCUACAUGAGCAGUACCCAAGGGACCUUCGUAUACUAUGAUGUAAAGGCAACGUCCGGCAUUACCGUCACAGUGUGCAACAUGACGACAAAAGACAUGUUUGAACUCAAUCUUACGAGCGGGACAUACACCAUUGAUAUCACAGCGAGGAACUAUAUAGACAGUCAUAUGGAAGCAGUGUCUACCUCUGUGGUUAUUCAAGAAUCCGUCGUUUUAAACAGCGUUACGGACAACGGCGCCACGGUGGCUGUAGGCGCUGUUAAGACUAUCAUUCUUAACUUCAACACGGUUGGGGAUCAGACAUGCGUGCAUAUCGAUCUAAAUGACGGUGACUUCAUUAUACUUGGAGAUUCCCCAACAUGCUCGACAAGGUAUAACGCCUCUGCGAUAUCAUAUUACUACUCAAAUAUGCCAUUGACGGUGGCGACUACGAUUACUCACACCUACCAAUACGCAAGCCGUUUUACGGUGACAGUUAAUGCUUUUAAUGGCGUUUCUGACUCUGCAGACACAUUAGAACAUGUUGUUGCCGCAACAAAUUGUUCACUUCCACAGUUAAGUAUUAAAUCACCCGGAUACUCUGAUGAUUUCCAAGUUCCUAUUUCGUUCAUGAGGAGUGAUUUCAUUAUCUUGAUCGGACAAACUAUAAUUAAUUGUCCAGAAACGGAAAAAAAUCAAAAAGAAUGGUCGAUUGUUCAGAUUGACGAAUAUGGAAAUACCCAAACACAAAUUGAUAUCACAAGUAUAGAUUCACGUACCACCUCUGAGUUAGUGUUGCCUCCACGUUUCCUGGGGCUGGGUACCUAUAAAGUCCGCUACCAAUUGACAAUGCUGCCUGGCAAAAGCACGGUCGAUUUUGGAACCUCUGCCGAUACGUUCAUACGCACGGAGGCGUCGCCACUAGAGGUCAAAUUAUUUCCAGGGGGAGUGUCGAAGAUCCAGUGGAAGCACGGAGAAAACUUGGUGAUUAAUCCGGCCAAUCUCUCUACAGACCCGGAUGUACCUGCCGGAAAAACAUCGGAAUUUAGUAUCUGCAGAUGGUGGUGUAGGAAAGUACCAGGCAGUUUUGAUGACGGAUUUGAGUCAGUGCCAUUACACAGUUCAGAGAUAGCGAGUCACCCUGACAUUGGAGGGUGUUUCCGACAGGGUAACGGUAGGAUUAAUACAAAUGCUUUACAGCUUGAAUUUAACACAGACAACAUGCACGUUGGAGAAACAUACGAGUUUAAGAUCAUUCUGUAUACGGCUGAUGGACGCGAGGGAGAAGCUCUGGGGCAGUUGGAGAUCACAGAUUUCUUACCUCCAUUAACUGUACCGAGAUGUUCUGCUGCUUCCCGAUGUACCCAGUUAUCUGAUGGUGUCGAGGUUUCUGCUACCACAAAGCUGUCGCUGUACACGGACUGUCAGGCCAACUGCGAGCUCAUAUCGGGCUACAAUUGGGUGUUGUCCCGACCUCAGCAUCAAUGGGUCUGGGAGCCGAUCCCGUAUAGUGAGCUUAAACAGUACAUAAACGGACUUCUGGCUGACUCGUCUGAACAGAUAACCUUCAAAGACGGCGUGUUUGAUGCUUUUAAGUCUUCAACGGACACUUUCCGCAUCUCCUUGACGACAAAUUUAACUAAUGGAAACAUGGCCUCCACGUCGCUAGACAUCAAGGUGAACAUGCCCCCCGCUAACGGAACCUGUACUGUGAGUCCAAAUACCGGCCAGGUGACUGACACUUUAUUCACCUUAACUUGUAUGGAUUGGGAGGAUUUGGAUGGUAUCGAGAAAUAUACCUUCUUUGUAAAGACCAACGUAAGCGAAAAAGAGAUACGGCUCGCGUAUAUAUUGGAACCGAAACGUGAAUAUGAUUGCAAGUUUCCACAGGGCACUGAAUAUGAUGACUACAAACUCCACACCUGGGCCCGUAUCACCGACACGAAGGGAGCAGCCACUGAUUAUUAUAUCGGUGUUGUCACGGUGAAUCCUCUUAGCCAAACUGCACUGGACGCAAGAUUGGAGACGCUAAACGCCGGCGGCAAUGAUGCCAUAGAUCAGAUCUAUGCUAGAGGGGACCGCAAUGAAGUUGUUUCGCUGAUUUCUGAAUUGAGAAGUUUGGUCAGCGAGCAGAGUAAGGGGAUGUUAACAGAAUUCGGAGGAAAUUAUGCUGCUGGGUUCAAUACUCCCACGUAUGAUGAUCCAGGGCGCGAGAACCCACAAAAACUGGACCCAAACACUCCGGUUAACGAAACGGUACAAGCAGAAGCCGAGAGGAAACGCAACGAGGGAGCAAUGAUUCUCACUCAAGCAACCACCAACUUAGGGAGCCUUUCUCUCAGUUCGCCAGAAUCUAUCAUCCUUAUAGCAUCGGUGGCUGUCGAUAUUGCUGAGGAAACACCAGAAUGUUUACAAAGAGAGGCACAGACUACUUUAGCUGACUUCACAGAGAAGGCAAUUGACACGCUGCAAAGUUUUAUCGAUCAAGAUGUCACUGUGACUAUCGAAGAACGUAAGGCUAUCGCUGGCAUUGGUAUGGGAAUUCUAAUUGGUUCCAGAUCGGCUUCAACCAUAAACUACGCGAAUCCAAUUAAAUCGGACAUCGAUAAUGUCAUAGACAUAGCGGAUUAUGACACUGACUACAAUUCUCCUGACAAACCUAUUUCGGACGAUAUAGAUGACCCUAAGGAUGCGUUUGCACAGCUGUUAAUAUUUACUAGUGAGGAUCAGCAGGAUGAAGUGGCAGGUCAACUCGAGACAAAAUCCAGCGCGAUUGUACAGAAAAUCGACAAGCUCAUGCUUGAUGGGCUCAAUCCUAAGGACGAUCCCAUAGUUAUUAAAGCCAAGACAUACGCGGUCCGUUACGAAAAGAAUAGUUUAGAAAACCUUUCCGGGGCCAAAUUAUCUCUUGGAGGAGCAGAGUUCAAACCUCCAGACUACAGCAAAAUCUUUCCUAAUCUGAAAAGUAACACCGUUCUGUCUUUUAAGGCUAUGACAUCAGUUUGGAAAGUCCCAGGUUUAAUUCCUGGAUCAGAGCCACUGAACCAUGACAUCGGCAUAUUAAGCAUCAGUUUAUACGACGAAAACAACCAGGAGAUGAGUGUGACUAACGCUAAAGAACGGUUCGAGAUCAGCAUUGUUAGGGAUCCAACUGCAUACAACCCUCCAUCAGACCAUCAAGCACCGUUCAUCCAGCCCGGAAACGACUUCUAUUUCACCUUUAUUGUGGUCACCAAGGAGCGGGCUGCAGUACAGGCGGUGUUUGAGUUUAUGGAAUCUGAACAGCUUCUUGUAGUAGUCCGAGCCGGGGGGUUUCCGAACAUCACAACAGGAGAAAUUGACCACGUCUGUAUGGUACCAAAUAGGUAUAAUGAAACAGACGAAGCCUCGAUGACGUGUUCGAUAACCACGGACAUGCUUCGUGGAUACAAAGGAAAACUGUAUUUUGGAGUUCGACAAAUGUUACCUUCGGAGCGAGAUAAGUACCGCUUCGUAGCCGACCUCCCGAAGGAUUACUCGAAAGUGUCCUCGAAUUUUACCUUUGAAUACAAUGUAUCAAUCAGCCAGGCAAAUUGUCUGUAUGUCAAUACCACAACUAACAGAUGGGAAGCAAACGGCUGCUCGACUACUGAGAAAACGACCAAGAGUAUGUUAAACUGCCUGUGUUCUCAUCUGACGACGUUCACGGGCGACUGGGCUGUAGCGCCCAAUACUAUCGACUGGAACUUUGUAUUCUCUAACAUGGACUUCUUCAAGAAUCCUACUCUGUAUAUCACGGAAAUGGUGAUAGCUGCCGUCUACAUAGUCGCCGCCAUUUGGGCAAGACGACAGGACAAAAAGGAUGUGGAGAAGCUUGGACUUACACCGCUAGUUGACAAUGACGUGGUAGAUAAGUACUACUAUGAAAUCGUAGUAGUGACCGGCAUGCGGAGGAACGCUGGCACUAACUCAAAGGUAAAUUUUAUACUUUCGGGAGAUCUUGAAGAAACGGAAGUUCGUUGUUUAUCUGACGACAAACGCAAAGUGUUCAAGCGUGGAGGAGUGGAUGGCUUUCUCCUGGCUGUAAAACGACCCCUUGGUCCACUGAACUACGUACAUAUCUGGCAUGACAACUCCGGCAAGGGUAACACAGCGUCGUGGUACAUGUCGUCAAUGGUGGUACGGGACGUACAGACGGACGACAAGUUCAUCUUCAUCAACGACAAGUGGUUUGCUGUGGAGGAAGGUGACGGAAUGAUUGAUCGCAUCAUCGCUGUAGCCGGCAGGGAACAAAUGACCGAGUUUGGUCAUUUGUUCGCCGAAAAGACGACGAAGAAUCUGAAUGAUGGUCACCUAUGGUUCUCCGUUGUGGCUCGUCCGCCUCAGAGCCGCUUCACACGUGUUCAGCGAGUAUCCUGCUGCCUCUGUCUACUCUACGUCACCAUGCUGUCCAAUGCCAUGUUUUACGAAAACGCUGCUGCUGAUUCUGGAAGCUCAUUCACUUUUGGACCUUUUAGCUUGUCUCCUACACAAGUAUACAUCGGUGUUCUGUGCAACAUUAUAGUGUUCCCUGUCAACUUUCUGAUUGUCUAUAUAUUCCGCCGCUCUAAACCACGAAGCAAGAGACCGUCUCGUGUAGAGGAAGCCAUCAAGAGUAGUACCCAAACCACAGCGUCAAUGACGGAUGUCAACCCUAGACUGAAGAGUGCUAACACCUCGGGAGUGAGCUCCUCCAUGCUAAUAGAAAGUGGAAAACGCCCAGAUACGUCCAUGUCUCGUGCCUACACGUCUUUGUCUGUUGCUGACGUACCCAAGGAUAGCAAGAACAAGAAGAAGAAGUUUGAGUUUCCGUGGUUUUUUACCAUCAUUGCUUGGAUUUUAUUAUGGUUAACAGUCCUCGUUUCCGCCGCUUUCGUUACGUUCUACGGAGUGAUGUUCCAAGACGUCAAAUGCAAACAAUGGAUCACAUCAAUGUUGAUAUCUUUCUUUACCUCUGUUUUCAUUACACAGCCAAUAAAGGUGUUUGCUGUUGCGAUCCUUUUCUCUCUCAUAAUCAAAAACCCCGGAGGAGAUGAAGAUGAAGAAGCAGAUGACGAAGAAAAACCCAAGAACCUGGCUACUGACGAGGAAUACUUACAUAUGGACGAGUUCGGUAUGGGAGCAGCCAAACCGAAGAAGGCCUCCUACGUACCUGCUGAUAACCAACUUCUAGAAAAGGCAAGGGCAGUGCGCAUGAAAGAAAUCAAGAUGUGGGCGGUCAUAAGAGAGAUCAUCUUUUAUUCGUUUUUCGUAUGGAUACUCAUGGUUAUUAGCUACCAGAACCGAAGUACGAACUCGUAUCUGUACAAGUUCAGCAUGGAACAAGUCUUCAUCAUAACGAAUGACACGAAUCAUAAGUUCGAAAAGAUAACAAAUGUGCAAAACUUCUGGACGUGGGCAAAAACUGGAUUGGCAACAGGUAUACGUGCGAACAAAUGGUAUAACGACGACCACCCCUUGUUUCUAAGAGGAUACAUAAACGACAAAGUUUCACGACUUAUGGGUUACGCCACAAUGAGACAGCUUCGCAGCAAAAAAGAUACUUGUCGUAUAGCUGACGAAAUCGCGAGAGUGAUACCAGAAUGCAAUGGAGAAUAUACUAUUUUAAACCAGGACGAAGGUGAGUACCAAGUAGGCUGGACGCCUAUGUAUGGCAACUCCUCUGAUGUUACAAGAGAAGAAUACAUGUACACUUCAGCUGAGGAACUAAACGGUUAUCCAUACUGGGGCCAGAUGGCUUUGUAUGCAGGAGGUGGAUAUUUGGUUAGACUUAAAGGAUCAUCAAAUUCCAUCAAAAUGAAGAUGGAACAGUUAGAAAGGGAGAAAUGGAUUGACAAGUAUACAAGGGCUAUUUUUGUUGAGUUCACGGUUUAUAAUCCAGGUGUGAAUCUUUUUUCUAUAUCCACUCUGCUAGCAGAAUUCAGACCAAGUAAUGGCAUUUUUCCAUCAUACCGAUUUGAGCCUGCAACACUUCUGCCAUACAUGAACUCGGUUAUGUUUUUCCAGCUUGCUUGUGAGGUCAUAUAUCUCCUCUUCACUCUUUACUUCGUCAUACAUGAAGUGCGUGGAAUAAUUCGAGAGAAAAUAAAAUACUUUAAACAGUUUUGGAAUUUGAUAGAAUUAGGAAUUUGCGUAAUGUCGGUGACCGCAGUGGUGUUGUACUUUUAUCGGCUGGUUAAAACCAAUACUCUAACUGAACGGUUCAAGCACACUCACGGCAAUGAGUAUAUGAAGUUCCAAUAUGUUGGCUACUGGAGUGAAAUAUUCAGCUACAUCAUUGGGUGGUUGGUAUUCUUUGGGACACUUAAGUUUUUGAAGUUGUUGCGAUUCAACAAAAAGAUGUCCUUACUGGCUUCAACCCUGAAACACUCGUGCAAAGAUCUUAUGCAUUUUAGCAUAAUUUUCAACAUCGUAUUCCUUGCAUUUAUCCAGUUCUUCUACCUGAUCUACGUUGCGCACAUCAAAUCGUUCAGUACGUUCAUUACAGCUCUGGAGUCCGGUGUUGUUAUGAUGAUGGGAAAAUUUGAAAUAUAUAGCAUGUUAAGAGUGAAUCCCGUGCUCACUCAGGUCUCGCUCUUUUUAUACGUUGUGGCUAUAACUUUCAUUGUGGUCAACAUGUUUUUGUCUAUCCUCAACGAGACCUUCAGUGCUGUCCGUGCCGACCUCGACAAACAGAACAAUGAUUACGAAAUCGUUCAGUUCAUGCUCGGUCGGUUUAAAUUAUGGACUGGAAUCGGAAAGGUUGACAAAAGUACACUGAAACCAGAAGACAUCCGGAAGGUCAAACAGGAAAGUCUCCAUGGCAAGAUCGAAGAAUUCCCAGACCGUAUCGACAGACUUCUCAACUCGAUCUCCAACGUAUACAUGGAAAAGGACCGGAUCGAUUCUAUAUUUGAAAUGAAUGCACGAGGUGGAAAGAGCUUGAACCUGUCAAAAGGAACUCUCGCCAGAAGUUCAUAUGCUGAGAGGCCGUCGAAGGGAAUGACAACAGUCCAUACUAACUGAUACAAGGAAGAUGGAAACAGGACAAUGUAUCAAACCUACCGGAAAUUUCCGUUGUACAUAUUUGUGUGACAUAGAAUAUAAAGGAAACAUGAGAAGAGGCGUACUACAUACCAGGAUAUAGAUAAUCUUAGAUUGACAUAGUUUUUUUUUUCAAACUGCAUUUGACCAUCGUAUUGCGGUACUCUUGUGUUAGUCUUAAUGCUAUUUUUCUUGGCAGUUCCAGUUUAGCAUGCACUCACAAAUCAGUAACUAUGAAAAAAUGAUUUUUUGGAAAUAAGUCAAAAUGAAUAGUGAAUAGAGGGUUAGGAAAUCCGCCGUUGAAUAAUUAACAUCUCAUAUUAGUUAUAACAAGGAUAAGAAACUAUUUGUGUAAAUCAAGGUGAUGUAUAAGGAUAUUUUCAAACACAUAUACUAUAUUCCGGGAAAUUUUCGCUGCACUUUCAUUUUCGCCUUUUCGACCACCGUUAUGAAGGCGAAGUUAUCAUUACAGCAAACAUAAGUUAACAACAUCAUGUGUGUAGUAAUUGAAUGUGAUGGGCAAACUUAACACUGGGCGAAUAUUGUUUGUUCUGAAGAAGGGCUGGGCAAAACUUUAUAUCAUAAGUCUUGCAAGUCCUGUGAAUGUGUCAUCUGUUGAUUAACAGCAUCAGUUGUACCAUUCCUAACAGAAAUCCUUUUUUUGUUUCUAUUUGUGGAACUUGCAUGUAGAAAAUGAUAUGGAAAUUUAUCCUAUGAUGUAGAUCGGAGAAAUUUAGUAUGUUCUAUGCUACAGUAAAGCUGACCAUUUUCCCUCAAUUGUUACACGGGCUUUUGAAACGAACCAAUGUAGUACAAUAGAUAAAUGUUGAAGUGCAUACUUAACAAAAUAUUUCCGGAAAUAACAUAAAAACGUAUGUGGUCAUUUACUGUCAUAGAAAGCUGGCAUGAUGAUUAUUUAUUAAGUAUCGACAUUUUAGGUAUCAGUAAUGUUUUGGCGACUAGAGAGUAUUUUGGACAAAAUUACAUCCUUGAGAACACUAUUUACCAAAAAGUCAAGUGAUUUGAUUUGUUACCUUGAUAAAUAUUCUUUUUUAUUUAAUCUUAUUUAAGAUCGAGAGGUCAUUGAGUGCGGUUCGUGUGUCCUGAUACAAUGUGCAUCGCGGGAAACUUAUAUCUUGUGCGUUUUUUAUUGGAACUCGUACCCUUUUUUAUCACAAUACAGAGAAUACAGUCACAACCCUUCAAAACCGCAUGGUCACAAUGCAUAUAGUUACGGCCUAACAUGAUCGCAUAGUCACAAUACAUACAUAGAUACGACUUUAAAAGACGUCAUGAUCACAAUACAUAUAGUUACGGCCUAACAUGUUCGCAGAGUCACAAUACAUGGAGAUACGACCAUAAAACACCGCAUGAUAACUAUACAUAUAGUUACGGCCUAACAAGAUACGACCCUAAAAGACCGCAUAAUUAAAACACAUGUAAUAUCGAUCCUACAGGACUGCAUGAUCACAAAUCAAAGAUGCGACAAAGGUAAAUUAGCAUAAUCCGAAUAAUAACGACACUAAACAAUUACGUGAUCACAAAGGUGUUAAAAUACUACAAGAUCGCAUGAUCGCAAUUCAAAGAUCAUGGCACUUCAGAAUUGCUUGAUCACAAUACCGUGCCAUGACUACAAGAUCGAAUGAUCACAGUACUAACAAUACGACACUUCUGAAUAGCUUGAUCACAAUACCGUGUCAUGACACUACAAGAUCGCAUGAUCACAGUACACAGUCACAACACUAAAGGAUGGCUUGAUGAUACGACAAGACAGUACAACAACGACCUUACAGAAAGUUAUAAUACUACCAGAAGGCGAGAUUACAAUAAACAAACAGAACGCUACCAAAAAGCACAAUGCAAAUAACGGCAAUACAUAAGUGAAUUAUCACGAUACACAAUUUUGACGCUAAAUAAUUCUAUGAACUAGGCACCUUUGAAAUAGUUUCAUUCAUACAGUUUACUUUGUAUAAAACCAAUUAAUAUCCGUCCAUUAAUAUUGUAUGUGGAACUGCUGGUGGUCAGGUUGCGUAUUUGGCAAAUAUAGAUAUGUUCUGACUCUAAACUGCUGAAGGUUGGGAUAUGUUAUAGUUUAAAUACAUCUAGGUUAAAUAUACAUGACUGAUAUGGCAAACCAAAUAAUUGUACAACUGUAAUAUACUUUUAUUCUGAUGCACUUAUUUAUUUUCAGACGGCGUAAUGUCGAUUAACGAUGCAAAUUUUCAGAUGCACUUAUUUAUUUUCAGACGGUGUAAUGUUGAUUGAUGAUGCAAACUUUUCAGAUGCACUCAUGUAUUUUCAGACGACGUAAUAUUGAAUGACGAUUCAGGUUUUCUUGAAACGUUUUUAUAUAGCAUGGCAAUGUGCUAAUUGACAUAGUCAAAAGGUAUCCAGAUGAAUGUUUGAUUAUUGACGAAGUUAAUGGUCUAAAGAUGAUUGUAUAGUGAUUGAUAUGGUAAAGGAAUUUUCAAGAGAAUGUCUAUUUAUAGACAUAGUAAAAAGGUCUAGGUAAUGUCUUGCAAAGUACUGCGUUUAUAGAAAUACAAUAAAUAUUUAAUGAUUGUGAUAUAGUGAUUCAGUUGUUAAUUCAAUGUUCAUGUUGAAAUCUUUUAGAAUUUCAUUUGAAAUAAAAGUGAUUGUUUAU
Mizuhopecten yessoensis (Yesso scallop) is the source of this 13292-nucleotide messenger RNA. RefSeq lists its product as uncharacterized. The transcript has 38 exons. The record is from RefSeq and is a predicted model, not a curated record. Gene Ontology annotation, molecular function: calcium channel activity; calcium ion binding; protein binding. Gene Ontology annotation, cellular component: membrane. NCBI's taxonomy places the organism in Eukaryota, Metazoa, Mollusca, Bivalvia, Pectinida, Pectinidae. Gene Ontology annotation, biological process: detection of mechanical stimulus. Bases 17 to 10630 code for a protein of 3537 amino acids.